Messenger RNA from Bombyx mori (domestic silkworm), 9828 nucleotides. It is a transcript of the gene pns, whose product is annotated as DENN domain-containing protein 5A. NCBI's taxonomy places the organism in Eukaryota, Metazoa, Arthropoda, Insecta, Lepidoptera, Bombycidae. The record is from RefSeq and is a predicted model, not a curated record. The transcript has 24 exons. The coding region runs from base 253 to 4245 and encodes 1330 amino acids. Gene Ontology annotation, molecular function: small GTPase binding; guanyl-nucleotide exchange factor activity.
UCCGAUUGAAUAAAUUAAACAAAAAACAGUCAAAAAUACUAUUGGUGAUAUUUUUACGUUUUAUUUUUUAUUAAAUUUAUUCAUUGGUAAUAAAAAAGGGCCUCACAAAGAAUACCUUAUGGGGCAAUUUGCUGUAAUUUAUUUAAGUUUUUAAAAUACAACACAAAUACAAUGCUGAAACAAAAUCUAUAUUCUAUUGUGAAUAGAAGAGAAAGUGUCUCAAAUAGUAGUAAAUAACGGGUCGAUAGAAAUAUGUCUGUCCCUGAUUUGUCUGUUAGUUGUCGUUUUGCUGAUUAUUUUGCUAUAUGUGGACUUGAUUUCGAUUCUGGAUUAGAACCUGAUAGACUAUGUGGUGAUAAUUUACACGUAUCUCCUCUCGACCGAUCCUAUAAAGGAAAAAUUUUAGCUCACUAUCCUGAAAAUGUUCCUAGUAAUCAAUUUGAUGAACAUGCAACCUGUAUGCUCUGUCUACCAGCUGGCCUCCAAUUUAGAACCCAAAAGCAUUCAUUGGAGCCCCAAUUUCACAGUUUUGUAGUAACUAGAGAAAAUGCAUCUAGAUAUUAUGGAUUUAGCCUUAUAUUUUAUGAAGAGGUCAGAAAUAAAAACAUCUGUAGUGCUAUGCAUACUUUACAGGCGAUGUACAUUACAGAACUCUCUAGUGGCCAGACUCCACCAGGCCAUAGAAAAAGCUCUGGUAAGGAGAGCUCACGAUCCCUCCCCAGAUCGUUCAAACUUACGCCUCAUACUGGUGCUGCUCUAACAUACUUUGAUAUAGCCAAAGAUAAACUCUAUGUAGCUAAAAGUAUAGCACUGAUUUGUCAAUACCCCUUUGUAAGAGUUGCCCAAAUGUUUUUAGAAAACUUGUUCAGAUCCUUACCAAGACAACCAGGACCUGGUCUUAGCCCAGAAUCUUAUGUUUAUAAUUUACUUUACGAAGUACCAGUGCCCUUGCCAGGUCAAGCUUUAAGACUUUAUGUGCCACCUCCUCAACCACAUCUUGAAGCCAUUCCAGUUGUGAUAAGAAUGCCAAAUCCUCCAGAAGAGUUACCACUGUUAGACUAUUCGUUGCGUGUCAUGUUUUCUAAUUUAGGCGUUGAACUAGUAGUACAAUUGUUCACGUGUGUUCUACUUGAACAUCAAGUAUUACUUAGAUCAACUGAUUACAACAAGCUGAUGCUGGUUUCUGAAUGUAUGGUAUCGCUAUUGCUUCCCUUCACUUGGGCGCACGUCUACGUACCGAUACUACCGGCUCCUUUAUAUCACUUCCUCGACGCGCCCGUACCAUUUGUCAUGGGUUUACAUACAGACAGCGCGGCCGUUUGCGCCAACGGACCCAGAAGCAUUGCCCUUUGUUCUGAAGCAGCACUGUGUCUGGUAGACAUCGACAAACCCGACAUACAACUACCAGAAGAAUUGCCGAUAUUCCCACACAGAACAUCCUUCAUUGAGGAACUCAAUCAUUUAAUGGAUAAAUAUCAGAUUCAGAGACCCGAGACGGAACCAACCAAAUUAAGUGCGCCCCUAAACGGAACAUCGUAUAGGCACAUGAAUGACAACAUGAGCAGCAGUUGUACUUUACCAUCAGGCGGCUUACGCAGGAAGCACUCGUUUCACGACGUGCUAGAGUGGGAAGAAAGUAGGCCGUUGAACGCCUCCCCUCCCGCCUCGCCCACCCGCCGCGCUCCCCUGCGGCCCGACGCCUUGCAGCGUAUCGCCGAUAUCGUCAAGCGUACAGGUGUCAACAUUGACGACGUGGAUGCCGAAACAGUGAUGCCAACUACUAAAAAGAAAAUUCUCAACGAUGAAGAGCAAUAUAAUGAAGAUAUGCGUUUUAACAGUGCUGUUAGAGAAACGUUUCUCAAUAGAUUUGUUCAUAUAUUUUUGAUGUAUGAAAAUUUCGUUAUCAUGCCCGAUCAGGACCGCGAGUCAUGGCUGAGCUCACGCGAAUCGAUGGUCAACUUUGACAAGGCGUCCUUCCUCUCCGACCAGCCUCAGCGUCACCGACCAUUCCUGUCACGCUUCCUCGAAACCCAAAUGUUCGCCACGCUCAUCGACAACAAGAUCAUGGCUAAUUGGGGGGAAUAUGACGUUAAUUUGCAAGUCUUCGAAUAUCGGACUAGGAUCGUCAGGGGCAGGCUGGGCGAGGGCGGGCUGGCGACGCGUGGGUACUGCGUGUGGGCGGGGGGGACGGGGGCCGCGGCGGCGGGGGGCGGGGCGGAGCUGGAGGUGGACGCGCCGGCCGAGCGCCUGCCGCACCGCGCCGCCUACUACCGCGCCUUCCCCGCCCGGCUCGACGCGCACGCACUCGCCGCGCCUGACCUCAGAACGAACAGUCUAAAGCGAAUAAAAAAUGCGAAAUGGCAAGUGAAAGACUGUCCGCCAGAGUUGUUGCUCGGAGACUUCAGCAGACGGUUGUCUACUGAAGUCACGCCUGCAGCCAUUGCACAGAAUAACAGGACAUUUGUGGAGAAACUCCUUAAGGAAUGUAAGAGCAAAACAAAACGAAUGCUAUUGGAGAAGAUGGGUACAGAAGAGUCUAACUUAGGCUUCGGGAGCGAAGUGUCAAUUACUGGUGUCGAGGAAAGCACUAUGAUUGCGUCCCUGUGUGAUUUAUUAGAACGACUGUGGUCACAUGGCCUACAACACAAAAUGGGAAAGUCAGCGCUCUGGAUGCAUCUCAUUAACUACCAAGAGCUGGAACAAUGCAGCAAUUCAACUAAACCUAUCGAUCCCAAUUAUCUAACACCAGCAUUAGCUUGGUGUGUACUACGGAAACGUCUUGACUACUUAUCAUCGGUUGGAGCGGAAGUUGAAGCUCAACAAGCAGCCAGUGUGAGUCCGCGAUCACGGGACAGCUCCCGCGGCGGAUCCCGCGAUAGCUCUCGGGACCGUCUGAGUAAUUCAGGAACCCUAGAACGCAAAUCGACUCAGCCCGUUAAUCCUUUGCGGCCCUUGCCCGAGAGCUUGACCUUUGAUAUGAGGAAUGUUCAAGCUAUGACUGAUAUAAAAACCGAAAUAGGCUACGCUCGUGCUUGGGUUCGUUUGUCGCUUGAGAAGAAGCUCCUCUCGAAACAUCUCCGUGAAUUAUUAGCCGAUACCACACUAUUGCGCUCUCAAUACAAAAGAACCGCUUUUCUGCGCUGCGAAGAGGAAAGGGAACAAUUUUUAUAUCACUUACUGACUUUGAAUGCCGUUGACUACUAUUGCUUCACGAACACGUAUCCUACAACAAAACUUCCAUAUCGCGUAUUAAUAAUGCCUUCUCGCAAAGCUAGUCAAACGACGGCCAACUGUUGGAUCUCAAUCUCUGGUAUGAACGGAGAGUCGACUCCGAAAAUUCCCAUACCUCGUAACACAAACGAAUUCGUUUUCCAUCACAAGAAUCUUGGGACAUUAUCAACCUUGAGAAUCGGUCACGAUAAUUCUGGUUUGUCGCCGCGGUGGUUACUCGACCAAGUUUAUGUCAGAAAUGAAGUGACAGGACAUACUUACACGUAUCCUUGUAACCGCUGGCUGGGGAGUGGAGUGGACGACGGCUCCACCGAGCGGCUGCUGGUGGCGGCGCGCGUGCGCAGCGAGCACACGCCGCGCUCCCCCGCGCCCCCCGCCGCCCUGCACCCGCACACUCCCACCACGCACCUCUCGACCUCGACCAUCCAGCACAUGAUCGGUGAUUGCGUGAACGCCAUUGUGAAAUGGCACUAUCAGUCAAAAAGAGAUAAGGACGCGAACUCGCUAAGUGUCUUACUGUGCGGAGAAAAUGGCUUGGUCAAGUGCUUGGAGCAAGCUUUCCUCUGUGGCUUCAAAUCGGCGCGCUUCUUCGGCAAGAAUUUUUUCAUAUGGGAUUAUUUCGCUAGAGUCAAAGACGAGUUCAAAAUGAGCCUGUGCGACGAGCCCAGUACGAUGAACAACAAGAACUGCGGCGGCGUAUCCUACAACUGCAGACAGGACCAAGAGCACAGAGCCAUCUGGCGAUGCUACUGCCAUCUCAUGGACGAGGUCAACAGUGUGGGCCGCUCGCUGGGGAAGGACGGGAAGUUUCAACUCUUCAUAUGUCUAAGUUUACGGGAACACUGGCUUCAUCGAAUGCUGGUGCCUAUGUCAUUGACUCGUGUCACAGCUGAGAUGUACGAGGAGCAAAGUUUUCUGCGCAAACGCGGGCUUCUCACGUUUCUGAAACAAAUACUCGAGCCUUUGGACGAAUUUGACAUUGUACUCGAAAACUCUCUCACUCAAGGCAUUUAAAAUAUCUGUGGUAGUAUUCGGAUCUUAUUUAAAGUUGCUUCUUAUCAAGAGUACCAAGUUUCCAUAAAUUUAUCUCAUGAUAGAUGUUUGAAUAGAAUUUAAACCAUGACACACUAUAGUUGAAGCAAAAAAGACUGUUUUCUCUUGUUAUUUUUGUGAUUAUUAAUCUCUUUUAACCAGUUAUAAGAAGAAAAUCUUAAAUUUUUACAUCGUCCUGAAAGUUGUUCGAUGGUGGCAAUAUCCAUUCAUAUAAUACCUGUUUAAUUGAGAUGUUGCUCGAGGUAUCGGCGCGGUGCGUAAAACUAAAGAAAAAAUAUUUAAAAGUAUAGCAAUUAUUGGAUUGAAUAUUAUUUUUGAGUAGAUAUUACCAAGAACAUGCAAUAAACAGAAAUGAAACGUCAUGUUUUAUUCCUGUUUAUAGUCAACGUCAAAUUAAAAACGGAGAAAUUUCGGUUUGGAGAUAAUUUUUUAUUGCCUUAUUUCGUGCUCACAGCGUUACUUAGUCUCAAUUAAACAGUGGGCAGAAUGUAAGUUCGAUAUUAUUUGAAUUUUUUUUUUUUGUUACUUUAUUGAUAUACAUUUUUCCUAUAUCCAAAAUACUCAAAAUGUAAAUUUUCUUAUGAACAUGAAUUUGAUAAUUGUAGAUUCUUAGUAUUUUUUUACUUGUUAAGUUUGAUUUUUGAUGUGAUAACUUGCCCAUUGAACCCAAAGAUUUUUUUGUAGUGGUGCUUAUAGUAACAAAAUAUUUUAUAAUUUAUUUUUAAAUUGUUAAGUUGGAAGUAAUGAGUGCGUGAUCAUUUUUUUUAAAAGACAAUUAGACUAUUCUUUUAUUCGACUCUGAAAUAAAACGCCGAUCGGUGUUGUCGUCCAGAAAAGGUAUAUCUUAUCGUUAAUUGUGUGUUUUCAGAUUUAUAUUUACAUUUUCCCCUUUCUUCUGGCAAGAAAGCUAAUGUGUACUAAAACAUGAUUUUUUUUUUAUUUAAUAAGAUCUAUUAAAAUUCCAGGGCAUUAACAUUUAUUGCUAGAACUGGCAUAUCUGAAUUUCAUCGUGUUAGCUAUAUUUUUUCGAUCGUUUUUUAUGACAUUGUUUUCAUAUAUAUUUUCCUCUCUGAACUUUAUGCCAAUCUAAAUACAUACGUAAGCACCAGAUGAAACUAUUCAAACAAUUGAAAAGGUAAAAAAAACAUAAAAUAUAGUGUGUAUAGCGUAGAUAUCUAUCUCAUAACAUUACCUACUGUCUUUAUUAGAUUUUAGUUUCCUCAAAAAGUAUAAGGUGAAUUACUUGUUGAUAAUUUUCUUGAGUUGUCGGUUAUUUUUUAUUGCAUAAGCGAUUGAACGAGUUCACGACGAAUCUGGUGUUAAGUGGUUAUCGAAACUGAUAGACUAUAUUAUAAUAUGAAUGCCGUUACCUUGAGACAUGAGGUCUAUGUCUCAAUUGCUUAGCAUAGUCGCUUCAAACUGGCACAGGACCGACUAAAAAUAGGCAAUGUGGUGUUACCACCACCACUGCUAAAUAUAAUACACACACGCUGGUAUAAUCGUCACAGAAAUUUCUUGUUCAUUCUCACAGAAAAAAAUUAUGUGGUGUUAUUCUAACCCGAACAUCAGACAGCCGCACAAGACACUCUUCAAGUGAAUACAAUCUUAUGAUUCGUCUAUUCAUUACUCAUAGUAUUUCGGUGUGGAAUACAAACACUCGCUGUGCAGGUUUGUUUUUCAAUUUUGUUCAAAAGCUUUUACUAGAUCUCAGAAUUACUUUAUAUAUUAUACUUAAUAUCCUUUUUGUUUAACAAAAAAAUCUGAUCUUUUGUAUAUUAAAAAUUUAUAUGCCGUCUCUUGAAAUUUGAUAAUUGGCACUUAUGUUAUUAAAGUAAUAUAUUUUUAUAAAAAUAUCGACUUUAGUUUGAGUUCUUUGGACUUCUGUGCAAAAUAAUGAAUACCAGAACAUUAAAACAAAAUUAUUUCGAAGGUCAAAACAAAAAAAAAUUAAAUUAACGUCGUUUUAUUAGUUUUAGAUUAUUGCCGUCCUCCAAUAUUGUUGGCUUAACACUUAGUUGAAUAUAUGAUUGGCACUGGCAAGGGCGGAUCCAGCUUUGGCGCCAGGAGGGGGUCACAUAGUCGUGGGCAAGUUAAGAACUUAUAAUUUAAUUUUGAUAACAAUAGAUAAUAAAUAAAUCAUGAUGUUCUUCAAUUAGUCCAAGUUAGUUCAAGUCCUGGAACUAGCUCAGGGGGGGGGUCAUGACCCCCAUGACCCCCCCCCCUGGAUCCGCCGUUGGGCACUGGCUGAUUAAAAUUGUGCCAAAUAAUAUUAAAACUUAACGCUUACACUUACAAGACCCUUUCAAAUGAUGCCUUACAUAAAAUAUCCUAAAGUGUUAAGGUAAAACAUCAAUUGAAUCUUUACAAAAGAGUCACUUCAGUCUAUAAUAAUACGGUAAUUAAAAUUAAAGUUAAAGGAUUUAAAGUCAAUAUUUGUUUUCAUUUUAUGUUCCAUGAAAUCACUGCGUUCGUUGCAAGUGUAUGUUAGAAUUCUUCCGCAAUUCGACACCAAAGAUGUUUGAUCACUGGUUACUCAAUAAAUAAUUAUAGUGCAUAAUGAAAUAACAUUGACUUGCCAUUUCCAAAACAUUUGUAAAUUAAUGUUUUUUUAAACUACCUUUUUUAAUAACCUAAUAUUAAACCGUAAAUUUGUUUAAAUGUAAUUAAUGUCUAUGACGUAUGAAAAUUGUGUGAGUUGACAAUUUUUAAGCGCCAGUUCAUUUUAAUUUAUGGAAUGAAAGUCAAUACGAAAAUAAUUUUAUUUACUUGUAACAAUGAAACCUACUAAUUUAUGUUAGGUACCUACAACGCUAACACACAAAAAUAAUUUUCGAACUUUUAUGCAUUUACGUAAUAUUUAAUUUUAUCAGAAAAUAUGUUCCCAUAGCGAUUGUGUUUUCUUUGGUCUAAACAGACUUCUCAACAAAUCGGUUCGAAUAAAAUACUUCAUACUUUAGGUAAGUAAGUACCUAGGUUUAGAAAAACAAUUUAAAUUCCACAUUUCAAAACAGCGGCAAAGGGUAAAGUAAUUGAUCUGUUGCUGCGCGUCAACCAACAAAACCUCGGACUUAUUGUAGUGCACACUACAAUAAUAAUCGUAAUAUCGUAAUAAAUUUGAUCAUAAUUACUGUGUGCGUUGUGAAAAUGUGUUCCCCACUUCAAUUUUCAUAUAGUUCAUAGGAAAUAUUUUAAUAUCCCUAGCACAUACAUAUUUGAUUAAGCUAUAUAUUUGUGGAUCUAGCUAAUAAAACACAUAGAUUAACGGCAAAAGAUUUAUUUCUAAUUUACAUAACCAUUCAAAAUACGAACUUUCAAUGGUAUUAAAAUACCAUUAGAAUGAUGUGAAUAAACUUGUAAUUAUAGGUAAUAUGUAUUUAAAUGUAUUCACACGUAGUCAUGGCACUUUGUGUGUUAUAACUGUAUAAAAACAAUUUAACAAGAAAUAAGGAAAACAUCAGGAUGACCCGAGACCUAAAAACCAGAAAUCUAAAAUGAAACUAUACAAUAUUGUUACAAAAAAGUGUUUCCUCAUGUUGGAUGUUUAUUCCUGAUAGUAUUUAAUUCAAAUUUAUUAAAAAUUUAUUCAGCUAAAAGAGUUAUACAUAGGAUAUAAAAUAUGCUGUCCCUCUUUCCCAUAAUCCGUGAUGAUUAAUAACAACAUCUUUAUAACUCAUGGAGUUGUAGCCCAUAAUUAUAAAUUUGUUAUUUGUAUAGUUCUCUUAUUAGUUAUUCUUCUCAUAUAAAGUUUAAAAUAUGGAAAUAUGGAAGAUUUCCCAAGUUCGAUUAGCAGAAUAUAGAUACUAGAAACACAGAGAUUUGAAUUAAUAGUAACUAUAAUCAAAAAAAUAAGUAAUUCAUUCAAGAGGAAGGGGGGGGGGUGGUGGCUAUGAUGGGGUACCUUUUGGACAAAAUCGCACUUAACAUUCCAUUUCUAAAAUAGAAUUCAUAUCCUUAGGGAAUCGGACAUGGAACGUUGUUGUUGCGCCUCAAGUCAUGAUAUAAAGUAAACGGUAACGACGUCUCGCAGGAAUGAAGCGUUCGUUACCCUCCGAUAAAGUUUUCAUAACAACGAAUAAUAAAACUAUGGAACAGUAACUCGCCUUCAAUUGCACUUUAGAUUAUGGUUCUCACUCACACUCUUUCAUAAACAAACGCUUGCACGCGAUUGGUCGCGCCAAGGUCACGGUUCGCAAGCGCCACCCAGCGCACCCUUAUGACGAUGACGUUAUCCAGUACUUCUACUUUCAAGUAUGUACAUGACCUCUUUUUGAAAGUGUAUGCUGCAUAUUGUACUAUUUUUGCAACGGUCCAAUUUGUUUCAUUUCUUUCCAAGCGUACUAUCACAAGCGGCUAUCCAUUUUUUACAUUGAAUUUCAUUUGUCGGAAAUCUGCAGUAAUAAAAUCAUUUGUUACUUAAAUAAAACUUAUGUUUUAUCCAAGCAGUAUAAAGAACUACUAUUGCAUAAAAAAAGUAAUCGUACAUAUUGCAUAACACUAUCCAUCAACAAUAGUAUGAAAUUUUACGAUGUUUGUAUACUUACUUAUGAAAGCUAAUUCCACUGUUUUUCAUAUCUGUAUGGCUUUUACACCAUUUCACGACACACGAUUGCAUACUUGCAAAAUUAAAAAGCGCAAAAUAAUAAUUAUCUGGUCAACCGAAAACUGACGCAACACGACCGCACGACACGAGUGCCACAGCGAACUGGCGCGCCGUUCUGUAGCUAUUUUAAACCCCGCCCUCCGCGGUAGCUAUUUACGUGGAACCAUUUUUGAAGCGUAAUAACUUUUCUAUAGUUUUAUUAUUCGUAGUUUCUAAUUAUAAUAAGUAUUUUUGUUUUGUGCCUUUAUACUGUGACCAAACAGCAUAGCGGCUGUCCCACCUUUGCAUGACUGCUUUGUGAUAGAAGUGAGUAGAAUAAUGGUUUAAUUUUUGUGAAAAUAUAUACCCAAACAUCGUCGGAUUAGGUUGAGUACUGUGAAACUAAAGGUACAUUGCAAAGGUGAAUAGCUAUGGGCCAGCUUUGUUAUUCUAUUCUCAUUCAAAGUACUAUCUCCGUUUAAAAAUAUAGUAAUUUAAUUAUUUUUCAAAUGUAUUUACUGUACAAAAAUAUGCCAUUCGUUUAUUAUUUAUCGAUUAUGUGUUUAAUUAACUACAUUAAUAACGAUAACUUGAGUAAUGACUAAUAUUUCGAAAAUAUUUUUUUACGUACCUACAUAUUCCUAUACCAGAACAAACCUUAGUAGUAGACGAUACUUUUACACGGCGCACUCAAACUCCGUUGGUCAAUGCGCACUCAAACUCCGUUGGUCAAUGAUGACAAAUUGUAAGAACGUUAAAAAGAGUCUUAAAUAAUGAAGUUAUUAUGCUUAGUAACACUUAGUACACACACAAGUACUUAAGUAAUCUAACGUUUCACUUAAUUAUUUUGGACUUGUAUCAUUUCCUAAGUUCAUAAGUCUUCCUUAAUAUUACUGUGUUUUAAAUAUCGAACCAAAUAUGUAUUGAAUUUAUUUGAUUGUGUAUUAAUACAAUGCGAAAACCAA